UGUGCAAAUUCUUGUAAGCGUUAUUAAAAUCUUGUAGCAAUCUGCAAAUAAACGUACUGUUCAACUAGUGCAAGUGUCUGUAAUUGUGUUUAAAAUGUCGGCUAGGGAAUGGUCAAAGAGUAACGCAUUCUUAUUGGUGGCUGUGUGGUGUAAUUUGUCGACAUACUGAUUAGACUUGGACGCCACUAGCAAGUAUAUGUAUUAAAGCGCAACGACUGAAUGCAAACCGCAAAUCAUAAACAAAUUCGUUAGAUAUUAACUACCGCUAACGAUGUGCGACAGUGUAUACAACAAUAAUUAAAAACACACACUGGCAAAAACACAACUAUACGCAUAUGUACAAAUGUAUGAAGGCAUGUGCAGCUAAUCUAUUGUAAAUAAACCGCACACACUGGGAACAGACUGUUCUCAGUCACGUACGCCUGCCGCUUUUGUUAUUGCAUCUGUUCUCUACAGAGCCCAAAACUAUUGCGAAUUUCUUGCAAAUCAAAUUUAGCUUUGCAAUAUCAGUUGACAAAAUUGCGAAAUGUAAAACGCAUUAAACGCUGCAAUUAAAAGAUCAAGAUCGAGCACACAAAGAUAAGCAGUAAUUAGAAAAAAAAAUAAAUUAAAUCAAAUAGUUAAAGUAAACAGACAGAAAAUGUCUGACAUACCGCGCAUUAUGGUGUUCCGUCCCAGCUGGGAGGAGUUUAAGGACUUUCCCAAAUACAUAGCCUAUAUGGAAUCACAGGGCGCCCACAAAGCCGGCCUGGCCAAGGUGGUGCCGCCAGCCGAGUGGGUGCCGCGACGCAGCGGCUAUGCCGAUCUAGACGCACUCAAUGUAACCAUACCAGCGCCCAUUUGCCAAGUAGUCACCGGCAAACAGGGCUACUAUCAGCAGAUAAAUAUACAAAAGAAACCGCUCACUGUCAAACAGUUUAGUGAGCUGGCCAACACAGAGCGCUAUGCCACGCCCCGGCAUUUCGAUUUCGAAGAUCUGGAGCGCAAGUACUGGAAGAACAUCACAUAUGUGGCGCCCAUUUAUGGGGCCGAUGUCAGCGGCAGCAUAACAGACACCGAUCAAGAUAGCUGGAACAUAAAUCGCUUGGGCAGCAUCUUGGAUUUCGUCAACAAAGAUUAUAAUAUACAAAUCGAUGGCGUCAACACGGCGUACUUGUAUUUCGGCAUGUGGAAAACAACAUUUGCCUGGCACACAGAGGACAUGGACCUGUACUCCAUCAAUUAUCUGCACUUUGGUGCGCCCAAGACUUGGUACGUGGUGCCACCAGCCUAUGGCAAACGCCUUGAAAAGGUGGCCAAUCAGUAUUUUCCGGCCAGCUACAAGAACUGCAAUGCGUACCUGCGACAUAAAAUGACGCUCAUAUCGCCGCAGAUACUGAAGCAGCACAACGUGCCCGUGAGCAAGAUUACGCAGGAGUCGGGCGAGAUAAUGAUUACAUUUCCGUUUGGCUAUCAUGCGGGCUUUAAUCAUGGCUUCAACUGCGCCGAGUCCACCAAUUUUGCCAUGGAGCGUUGGAUUGAGUACGGCAAGCGUGCAACGCAAUGUACUUGCAGCAAUGACAUGGUCAAAAUAUCCAUGGACACGUUUGUGAAGCGUUUCCAGAGCGAGCGCUACGAUGACUGGCUGGAGGGACGCGACAUAGCGCGCCAUCCGGAAGAUGCGCUCAAUGCGCUGCCCACAGCGGCGCCGCUGCCGCCACAUCUCGAUGUGCUGCUGUGUGAUAAAAAAAUGAAGAAGCAGUGCAAUCCCACAAAGUCGAAGAGCUUUAAGGAGCGCAAUCCGGACUUGGAUCUGGAUGAAAUUCAACAGAAUCCCAAUGUGCCGGACGAUGUCAAGGCCAUGCUUAAGGAGAGCGUGCUCACGCUCACCGAAGAGGAAACAGACUAUGCGCCCACCGCCGAUGCGCUCAGCCUGUCGAGUCCUGCCGACUUUAAGACCAAGCAGGAGCUGCUCGAGUAUAUAGACGAUGGCACAGAAGACGAUGAUGAGGAGGAGGACUUUAAGCGGCGCAAGCAUAAGCGCAGAUAUGAUGCAGAAUAUGAUGAUGAUUGGCUAACAAGCAAGCGACGCAGCCACUUGCGGCGUGGUCGCAAUUCGCGCGCCAAUAAAGAUGAUCGCUCCAUAUCGCCUGCCUCAACUACAUCCACCUCAUCCGCAUCGCGUGGCGGUGGCGCGCGUGGUGGUGCGUCACGCGCCAAAUCCUCAACGCCGCGCAAAACGCCUACCAGGCGAAAAAAGGAGACGCCAGCUACAACGCCAUCACCAACAGUCGCAGCAGCAGCAACAACAACACCCGCAGCAAUUACAAUUACAACAGCAACAGUUGCAGCCACUGUGAAUAGCAGCAGCAGCAGCAGUAGCAGUGGCGUAGGUGAGAGCAGCUGCAAACAACAGCAGCAGCAGCUAAAGUUUAUGCAACAGUCGCGUAAAUUUGAAGGCAAAAUACCAAAACUAAGUCAACAGCAGCAACACACGGCUGUAACAACAACAACAACGGCCACUAUAACGCCAGCAGCAGCAGCAACAUCUAGUCAGCAACAAAAAACUGUUUACAUCAACAACAUGUUGCCAGCGGCCACCACACUAAACGGCAUUCCACAGCAGCAGCAGCAACAGCAGCAGCCGCAACAACAACAAUACAGCAGCACCGAUGGCACCGUCUAUCAGCUGCAAAGCGAUAUACUCUGUGAUGCAAAUGGACAGCCGGCGACAACAGCGACGGGCACAUAUCAGACGACAGUCACUGCUGCUGCCGUUGCCAGCAGCAACAGCAGUCCACAGCAACAUGUUGCCAACAGUGCUGCCGACAAUGUGGUCACAACUAUUAGUUCGUCCUCCAUCCUGCAUACGAACGCAACCACAAAUGGAGUAACGGAGCAUCAGCAACACCAUCAACAACAACAGCAGCAGCAGCAACAGCAGCAUCAACAGUAUCAUUAUAUAACGACCACCGGCGAGGACGGCCAAACGCCGACGACUAUAGUCUUUGAGAACUACAACGGCGGCCUGGCGACGACAGCGGUUAGCGCAGCGACAGCGACGCCGGUGGUGAGCAGCAUGGAUGCCACGACGGCGCCCACGACGACAACAACAACAACUGCGCUGGUUAAUACAGACGGCACAAUCAUUGAGUUCGAGGGCAACAGCUACGAGGAUUUCCAUGUGCUCAAGAGCGAGCAGGGCAGCAGUGAUUGCUUGAGCAAUGGCAGCAGCGCUGUUAAUGGGGAGAUUCUCAAAUACGAGCCGCAGCAAAUGCCUGAUGACGAGGAGCUGAUGGAGGAGGACGAUGAGACGGGGCUGCAAGUGAAAUAUGAGGAGCAAAGCAUGGAGCAUGAAACAGACUAUGAGGAGUUUCAGGUUAUCAAAGCCGAGGUAGAGGCGGAGGCAGCUGAGCAGGCGGCGGGCACCACAAGCUACACAGUCAGUGGCCACAACGACCAGCAGCAGCAGCAGCCCAUUAAUGAUGCACUGCCUGGUUUGAUGACCAAAGCGGCGGCGGCCAAGCAGAAGCGCAAACGCAAGACGCGCGUCAUAGCGGAGGACGAGCAGGGCGAGUAUCUGGAGAAGAUGAGCGUGCGUGGCUUGGACAUUGCGCGCUAUGAACACGUCAUUGAUGGCGUGGCCUAUUGCCUGGUCUGUGCCAAGAACGAAAUCUUCAAGACCUUCAAGAACAAGUACAGCUUCCAGCGUCACGCGUAUCUCUUCCAUGAGGGCCAGAACCGCAAGAUUUUCGCCUGCCCCAUCUGCAACAAGGAGUUCUCGCGUCCGGACAAAAUGAAAAUGCACAAAAAGGACAAACACGGCGAUGUGCCCAUGCCGCCCUCAACGGGCACGCCUCAAAAAUCCGACACAACGCCCGCCAAACGUUCGCGCACCUCGCGCACGCCGCGCGUACGCAAGCUCAAAGCCAGCGAUGUGGCCACGCCCAACAGUGGCACCCCCACCAAAAAGCGACUGGCGCAGAUUGAUAGCGUGCUGGAUGAUGUGCAAAAUGCUGAAAUCGAACAGCAGCAGCAGCAACAACAACAGCAGCAGCAACAACAGUUGCAACAACAAGCGGCAGCACCGCAGCAGCAGCAACAACAGCUGCAAACGCUGCCCUCGCUGGACUUUAGCGGCAUGAUACUGCCUGGCGGCGCACAGCUGGCAUUGGCCAAUCCUGGCGCCAGCAGCUCCAUGGCACUGCAGCGCAGUCAAGCCACGCCCACGCAAACCGCACAGCCCACAACGACAACGCUCAUUUACUCCAAUCAGCUGGAGCUGCAACAGGCGCUGCUGCAGCAGCAGCUACAUGGCCAAAGCAUUAUGAUACAGGAUCAGGCGGGUAAUCUGGUGCCGCUGCAGUUGGAUGGCACGCAGACCAUUUACACUACAACGCCGCAGCGUGCGCAGCCAACUAGUUACCAGACCAAUACACAGCAGCAAUUGCAGCAGCAGCAACAACAACAACAGCAGCAGCAACAGCAGGUGGACAGCAGUCAGUCGCAGGCGCAGCCCACGCACUAUGAGCUGGACAAUGUUACGUAUCUAAGCUCAACAGCUGCUGCCACGCCCACACUGCCGCAGGAACAGCAACACCAGCACCAACAGCAGCAGCAGCAACAGCAACAUGUUAUUGGCACCGUGCAAAGCUAUCAGAUUCUAACACCCGAUGGCCUGCAGAGCUUCCAGCCCAAGCUGGAGGGUGCCGAGCUGGGCGAUCUGUGUCCCUACUCUAUGAGCGCCACGGCGACGCCGCAAUACACCUUCACCACUCAUGCCAGUGCGCAGCCCACGCUCAAUGCCAACGCCUUGGAUGCGCAAACGCAGCAGCAUCAUCAGCAGCAGCAGCAACAGCAGCAGCAGCAAUCGCAUCAACUGCAGCUGCAGCAGCAUCAGUUUGGACAUAAUCCGCAUCAGCAGUUUAUGGAGCUGAAGAACGAGUUGCUCAUUAAAGGCAGCGAUGCGUAUGCGUUGGAUGCCACCUCCAUGUAUCACCUGCCCUUCUCGCCCACAUCGAUGAUAAAUGCAGUUAAUGAUGUGAACACAUCAUCGCUGCUGGAGACCAAAGAAAUUAGCAAUGCCAACAGCAGCAGCAGCACAACCAACAACAGCAAUACCAACGUCAGCAACAGCAAUGUGAUUCGCAAGAAUGGAGCGACCAAGAAGACGCCCGUCAUAUUGUUAGCCGCUCGCGGAAUCGCUGGCAAAGCACAACAACAACAGCAGCAGCAUCCACCGCUCAGUCUUAUCAAUGGCGGCAAGGCAGGCGUCACUUUAGUGCGCGUCAACAACGUCAAUCCCAAUCGCAGUCGUCAGGUUAUAAUAACACCAGACGCUGCUAGUCUGCAACAGCUACAACAACAACAACAGCAACAACAGCAGCAGCAACAACAACAAUUGGCUGAUGCUAAGGCGGAGGAGGAGCAGGAGGCAGAACAAAUGGAGGAGCUAGUCGAUGAGGAUGCUUAUGAUGAUGCAGAUUCCCUAAACGGUCUAAACUCAUCAACAGCUCAAAUCCUGCGCAAGUUUCGCAUACCCAAGGGCACGGCAUUAACAGCCAAGACAGCCGAAGGCUAUCUGGCCAUGCCAACGCCCACGCCCUCGCCGCCAGCAACUGCUUCUGCUGCACUUGAUGCGGCCAACUACGUUGACAACAGCGAGGAUAUUAUCGAAGAGCUUAACGAGGAUGAAUUGGCCGAAGAGGUCAUCGAUGAGGACGCUGGCUGCGAAGAGCAGCAAGUGUUGCUGCAAGCGCAGUCAGCAGCUGGCGACAGCGAUGGCCUCGAUCUCAGCAACAGCGCCAACAGCAACAAUCACAACGCGGCGACGACGACAAUGUUGCUGCAACAGCCACAGCAGCAGCAGCCAGCCGCGUUGCAGCUGCAAACAGUGGGACCCAAUGGCACAGUCACCUGCUUCAAUCUGCCCUCGAAUACGAUACUGGUGCAGUCCGCCGAUGGCAGCCUCAUAGCACAUCCCAGCAAAGCUGGACAACAGCAGCUCAUAAUGUUGCCAGCCGAUUGGUCCACAGCCAACAUGGCGGCCUUGCAGGAGUCAGCAGCAACAGCAGCGCCUGCCCAACAAACGCAAACGCUGCUGCUGACUGCCGACGGCACGGCCAUACCCAUAAUGGCACCGCUGCAGCAGCAGCAACAACAGCAACAACAACAACAACAGCAGCAGCAGGCCGCUGUUGCUGCUGCAGCGCAACUGUUUGCCGCGUAGGGUCUAAUGGGUGGCCAACUGGGUCGAUUUUUGAACAAUGCCACCAUUAUGCCAACAACGUAUUUCUUUUAAGCCAAAACUAGGCUACUCGGUAGGUGUUGCGUCUGUUGCAGGCAACAACAAGUGGCACAGCCAGGACUCUGUUGUUGUCUGCUGCAUGCUGCAACGCAAUUAAACUAGUUACUAUUAUUUUAAAUUUAAUUGUAUACAUUUAUUUUGGGCAAUACAAAAAUCGACACAUUUGGCCACCUCAGCACAUAGAGAUCGAAAUACCAAAUCAAAAUCAGCACGAAGCUAAAACAAAACUAAAAACUCACACACUCAAUUUCAAAACUGAUAUUAAUUAACAUAUAAAUAUAUUUUUCUAUAUAUUCAAUAUCCUAACAGCAUACAUAGCACGCAAAUAAAUAUAUACAUAUAUACAAAUAGUUCAUAUAUGAAACUCAUGGUUCAUGAUAAGAGUUGUGCGCAAAAAGAAAAAAUAUUUAUUAUAUAGAAUCAAAACUAACUCACACACACACAUACACAAACACAUAUGUACAGCAUACGCAACUAUAAGCGUGUGUAGGCAACAAAUUUUGUAAAUUCAGACUCAAAACGUACUCUAAAUUAAAUUAUUUUUUAAACACUAAGUAGCUAUGUUUAAGUGCAAAGAAACCACCAAGAAGACACCCGAGCCCAGUUUUUAACUACGAUUUUGUACAGACGCUCAGGCUCAGUUUGUAAUUUAUAUGAACUGAUUGCUGCGCGUCUGACUUAAUGUUGUUUAAUUUAAUUUAAUAUUAUGCAAGCAAACUAACUCAUAAUUUCCGCUUACUUGCAACUCAACUAUAUGCUUACUACUUACGUCGUAUAUUAACAUAUACAUA
Messenger RNA from Drosophila busckii, 7077 nucleotides. RefSeq names its product putative mediator of RNA polymerase II transcription subunit 12. The record is from RefSeq and is a predicted model, not a curated record. Bases 641 to 6208 code for a protein of 1855 amino acids. The transcript is spliced from 9 exons. Lineage: Eukaryota; Metazoa; Arthropoda; Insecta; Diptera; Drosophilidae. Gene Ontology annotation, biological process: chromatin remodeling. Gene Ontology annotation, molecular function: histone H3K9 demethylase activity; histone H3K36 demethylase activity. Gene Ontology annotation, cellular component: nucleus.